AAAAUGCUCGCCUCCAAGAUCGUCCAAAGAACAACCAGCAAGAUUUCUUGUUCCGCAAUCAAGAAGAAUGACUCUGUUCGUUGUUUCUCAUCAUCAUCUAUCAUGAAUGCCGAAGCUAAAAAGACACUCUUGUAUGAUUUCCAUGCUAAACAUGAGGCUACUUUUGUUGAUUUUGCCGGAUACAAGAUGCCUGUGAUGUAUCAAUUAAGUAAAUUUAAAGAUGCCUUGAAGAGAGAACAUAUGCAAUGCAGAAAUUCUGCAGCUUUGUUUGAUGUUUCUCACAUGGGUCAAGUUAAAGUUUCUGGUGCUGAUGCUCAAGAAUUCCUUGAAAAGGUCACACCUGCAAAUAUUAUUCAAUUGAAGAUUAAUCAAGCUCGUCUUACACAAUUCACCAAUGAAAAUGGUGGUAUUUUGGAUGAUUUGAUGAUCACAAAGAAAUCCGAAUCUAAUGGAGUUUUUGAUUUUUAUGUUGUUAUCAAUGCUGCUUGUGUUGAUAGUGACAUGGCUCAUUUGGCUACUCAAGUUUCCACUUUGAAGUGUGAUAGAACUGGAAAGUCAUUCAAGGAAUCUGAUUUAAAGAUUGAAAUGAUUAAUGGUAAGAGUUUAAUUGCUCUCCAAGGUCCAAAGGCAGUUGAAGCCUUGUUGCCACUUUUGGAAAAUGAUACUGCCAGAGAAAGAGUUAAAUCAUUGAAAUUCAUGACUUGCUCUGAUGAAGUUAUUGUUUUACCAGGUGGUGAAAAGACCUCUGUUCAAGUUUCUAGAUGUGGUUAUACUGGUGAAGACGGUUUUGAAAUUUCAGUUCCAGAUCAAUCAGUUGUUGCCAUGUCAGGUGCCUUGUUGCAAGUUGGUGGUGCUGAACCAUUGGUUGGUUUGGCUGGUUUGGGUUGCAGAGAUACUUUGCGUCUUGAAGCUGGUUUGUGUUUGAUGGGUCACGAUAUGACUCCAAAGAUUACACCAAUUGAAGCUGCUUUGAAUUUCACAAUUGCUAAGCGUCGUCGUGAAGAAGGUGGUUUCCCAGGUCAUCAUGUUGUCAAGAAGAAUUUGGAAGAAGGUGUUCAACAAUUGAGAGUUGGUUUCUCAUAUGGUCAAGAAUUAGUUGGUUCUGGUAAGCCAGCUGUUAUUGCUCGUGAAGGUUAUAAAUUCAAGGAUUUGAAGACUGGUGAAGAAAUUGGUUAUGUGACCAGUGGUACUUUGUCACCAUGUUUGGGUCAUCCAAUUGGUAUGGGUUAUAUUAAGAGUGAAUUUGCUAAGGAAGGUACUGAAUUUGGUAUUCAAAUCAGAAACACUUUGCAAGUUGCCAAGAUUACCAAGAUGCCAUUCGUUCCAACCAGAUAUGCUAAAUAAAUUUACAAUCCAAUUUUG
Molecule: messenger RNA, 1362 nt
Organism: Naegleria gruberi
Lineage: Eukaryota; Heterolobosea; Eutetramitea; Acrasida; Naegleriidae
Product: aminomethyltransferase
Exons: 1
Coding region: 4-1344 (446 amino acids)
Biological process (GO): glycine catabolic process
Molecular function (GO): protein binding; aminomethyltransferase activity
Source: RefSeq, a predicted model, not a curated record